This is a messenger RNA of Cicer arietinum (chickpea), 1442 nucleotides long. RefSeq names its product porphobilinogen deaminase, chloroplastic. Gene Ontology annotation, molecular function: hydroxymethylbilane synthase activity. NCBI's taxonomy places the organism in Eukaryota, Viridiplantae, Streptophyta, Magnoliopsida, Fabales, Fabaceae. Gene Ontology annotation, biological process: heme biosynthetic process. The record is from RefSeq and is a predicted model, not a curated record. Gene Ontology annotation, cellular component: cytoplasm.
AUAUUCAUAAAUCAAUGAAUGACAAUUCACUUCUUCAACUCCAAACUCUGAAUUGCGACACACUAAAAUGGAGAAAACCCUUUAUUCAUCUUCCGCAUUCUCUCUUUCUUCUACACCUUCUAAUCCUUCCCGUUCUCUUCUCACUUCCGCUUUCCCUUUCGCAUCUUUCAAAACCUCACCUUUCUUCAAAUGUCGCAUCAGGGCUUCCGUCGCUGUUGAGCAACAAACUCAGCAGAACAAAACCGCUCUUCUCAGAAUUGGUACCAGAGGAAGUCCACUAGCUCUGGCUCAGGCGCAUGAGACCAGAGAUAAACUCAUGGCAUCACAUACUGAGCUAGCUGAAGAAGGGGCUAUUCAGAUUGUGAUAAUUAAAACAACUGGUGAUAAAAUACUGUCCCAACCGCUUGCUGACAUAGGUGGAAAAGGGUUGUUCACCAAAGAAAUAGAUGAGGCACUCAUAAACGGGGACAUUGACAUUGCUGUUCACUCGAUGAAAGACGUUCCUACAUAUUUACCUGAUAAAACAAUUUUACCGUGUAACCUUCCACGUGAGGAUGUCAGAGAUGCAUUUAUAUCCUUGAGUGCUGCUUCGCUGGCUGAUCUACCGUCUGGAAGUGUUGUUGGUACCGCUUCACUUCGACGAAAGUCACAGAUCCUCCACAGAUAUCCAUCUCUAAAUGUGCAGGAUAAUUUUCGCGGUAAUGUCCAAACAAGACUGAGAAAGCUCAGUGAGGGGGUUGUCCAAGCUACCUUAUUGGCUUUAGCUGGACUGAAACGAUUACAUAUGACAGAAAAUGUAAGUUCAACCUUAUCAAUCGAUGAUAUGCUUCCAGCUGUUGCUCAGGGUGCAAUUGGAAUAGCCUGUAGAAGUAACGAUGAUAAAAUGGCAGAAUAUCUUGCUUCACUGAACCACGAAGAAACAAGACUAGCAAUUUCAUGCGAAAGAGCCUUCCUCGAGACUUUGGACGGGUCUUGCCGAACUCCUAUUGCAGGGUAUGCUAGCAGAACCGAGGAUGGCAAUUGCUUGUUUAGAGGAUUAGUUGCUUCCCCCGAUGGAACACGUGUGCUCGAAACUUCAAGAAUCGGCCCUUAUGCAUUUGAAGACAUGAUGAAGAUGGGUAAGGAUGCUGGGGAGGAGCUUCUUUCUCGAGCUGGACCUGGCUUUUUCAAUAGUUAGCAGCAACAUAGAUUAUAAGUUUCAACAUUCAGAUCAGAACACGGGUAUGGUAGGUUGUUUGAUGAGCUUUUUAAAGUGACUGCUGCUUCCCAAGUUUGUUUAUUCUUUUUUCAUCUGAACUCCUUAUCAGGGUCAAAUUGUUGUAUCAUUAUUAGGUGAUUGGGAAGCCAAAUUUUUGUAAUAUUUAUUUAUUGUUCAAGCAAUAGUGAGGUUUUAGAACUCAUGCUUAACAUGGAAUUUUGGUACUUGAUGGAUUGUCUUUUCA